GACUUUCCAGGGUCUCCUGCUCUCUCGCAUCGUUUCAGCGUCACGGCGUUCGAAUCGACUACUCUCCAAUAGUAACGAGUAUCCAAGAAGGAAUAAAGGAAAUCAUUUAUCUGCCUUCCCAUGUCCUUUGCAAAGAAGCAGUCGGCAAAGAGCGCCGCCCCGACGAAGGAGUCUGUCAAGAACCCCGUCAUCUAUCACGGCUCCGUGCUGCUGCACAACCUGCCUACCAACUUCAACAAGGUGUACAACCACACCGUGCGUCGCCUGCUCCCACCCGCGCAGCACAAGAACAUUGCAAAGAACGUAAAUCUUGUGGAGGAGAUUGGAAACGCCACGAUGUGCGUCGAGGUGGCGAACAAAGCCACGGCGCACCUGCUGUACCGCCAGCUGCAGAACCGCAAGGUCUACGGCCGGCGGUGGAAGGUGCAGUACGUCCCGGUGAGCGCGUUAGAGUGCAGCCCGGAGGCGUGCCUGGUAGACUGCUUUCUCGUCCCGGCGGCGUCGCAGAUGUUGGCGGAGCGCGCGCUGAGUGGGAUCCCUGGGUUUCUGUCCUUUAUCGACACACCAGAUGAGCUCCUGCCUGCUGGUGGCGGUGCCGCGCCGUCGCCGAUUCGCGACGCGGACAACGACAGUGAAGCAGAGGAGGGCGACGCGAAGAACUUUUAUGAAGGCCAAACACGGCACAAGCUUUUGGUGUCCUUUGCGGAUGAGGGGAGUGCGCUGCACGCGCGUGCGGUGUUGUCGGGUCGUUUGGUGGGGACGACUGGGGUGCGCAUGUUCCUUGAGCGUCGCAGCACGGCAGGCUCUCACUGA
Leptomonas pyrrhocoris is the source of this 813-nucleotide messenger RNA. RefSeq lists its product as hypothetical. The coding region runs from base 121 to 813 and encodes 230 amino acids. The transcript has a single exon. Lineage: Eukaryota; Euglenozoa; Kinetoplastea; Trypanosomatida; Trypanosomatidae. The record is from RefSeq and is a predicted model, not a curated record.